AUGUCCGUCACUGCAUCAAUAAGCGACGGCGAUUCGCGGUUAAAUUCGCUGCUGUCCGAUUUGAUGUGUCUGGAUCGCGUCAAAACUGAAAUACCCGUGAUCGGCUUGGGUUGCAAAUACUUCACGAAGCUCAUUGCCGGUCUCAAGGAAUCCUCCACCGUCGUCGAGUGGAGUCUGAACAAAGCCACCAUCGGCGUGGAUCAUGUGGUCAGAUUACCGUACGUCAAAGACCAACUGUUGGCCAUCGAUCGGUUGCUGUGCUCUUCGUUGGACCUGACAGAACUCUCAUUACCCGUGUUGACAAGAACGCCCCAAGAAAUGUACGAUGGAAGUGUAGAAUAUGUUAUUGGAAUAGUAACACCGAUUACCAACUGGGUUGACUUGGAGCUUCUGCCUCCAGCAGAAUAUUAUGUCGACCAUUAUUUGCCGGAAUUAGAUCUUGAUCAACAAAUAAAGCCUGUAAAUAGUGAAAAGGGUCCAAGAGCAUGUCAACUGUCCUUGAAGCUUGUUCGACGCAUCAAACAACAUGCUUACGCCGAACCAAAAUAUUUGGAGAGCCUGAUAUACAGUUUGUAUGGAGAAUCAAUCUUACUGACGAAAAUAUUUGUUUUUGAACCAAAGUUGUUGCCAAAGACCUUUCGUCAGAUCUGGAAGAAACUCGGUGAUGGCGUGACACCGGCUGAGGUAGCUAAUAGCUUAUUGUUGGUGGAAAUGGGCUGUCUGCGACUUAGAGAAGGAGCAUCUUUACUUGUGAAGAUGAUUGAAAUCACCGAACAAAUGGCCAAGUGUUACAUAGAAAUGUUUAUACGAUAUGUGUACGAAAAAAGAAAUUAUGUGGUCGACAACCUAUCGAGAGUUGUAAAUCCUAUGACAAAAAAACAGAAAAAAAACAUGGAAUCUAUGUCUCAACAUGAAAAAGUGGAAACUGAAACAAUAAACGAGAAUACAAAUGGUGGUGAAUAUUCAUCAUCUUAA
Molecule: messenger RNA, 975 nt
Organism: Macrosiphum euphorbiae (potato aphid)
Lineage: Eukaryota; Metazoa; Arthropoda; Insecta; Hemiptera; Aphididae
Source: the annotation of a GenBank genome assembly